GCAAGGCUUCCGGGAUGUGGCGCGGUCUUUAUCUCUCCCUGCUGGAGCUCCGGGCCCCGGGUUCACGCCUCUGUGCCCUCUUACCCUAGAGGUGUGGCCUCUGUGGCCCUGUGACCUGCAGAUACUGGGAGCUGGGACCCCCUGGAAGCUUGGAAAUGGAGACGCUGACAUUUAGGGAUGUGGCCAUAGAAUUCUCUCUGGAGGAGUGGCAAUGCCUGAACCCUGCUCAGCAGAAUUUAUAUAGAAAUGUGAUGUUAGAGAACUACAGAAACCUGGUCUUCUUGGGUAUUGCUGUCUCUAAGCAAAACCCGGUCACCUGUCUGGAGCAAGGAAAAGAGCCCUGGAAUAUGAAGAGAGAUGAGAUCAUAGCCAAACCCACAGGUAGGUGA
Molecule: messenger RNA, 389 nt
Organism: Saimiri boliviensis boliviensis (Bolivian squirrel monkey)
Lineage: Eukaryota; Metazoa; Chordata; Mammalia; Primates; Cebidae
Source: RefSeq, a predicted model, not a curated record